This is a messenger RNA of Trichomonas vaginalis G3, 732 nucleotides long. RefSeq names its product spectrin binding. Gene Ontology annotation, molecular function: protein binding. The transcript has a single exon. Bases 1 to 732 code for a protein of 243 amino acids. NCBI's taxonomy places the organism in Eukaryota, Parabasalia, Trichomonadida, Trichomonadidae. The record is from RefSeq and is a predicted model, not a curated record.
AUGACUGUACAAGGAUGGUAUCCAAUUCACUAUGCAGCAUCAACAGGCAAUUAUAAGUGCUUACAAUUAUUGUUGCAAACACAAUUCUAUCAAGAAAACAUCAGUAUUCCAAUUGCAGAACAACAUAUUUCCGAAAACUUGCGUUCAACUACAGCAUUGCAUGUAGCAGUUACAAAUAGAUGCUACGCACAAGCAAUUAUGCUCAUAUCUGAACUUCCAGAAAUAAAAUAUUUUUCUGGAGGGAAAAACAAAGACUUUGGCCAGUCAGGGAAUGAAUCUUUUCAAUCCUGCGAUGUCUGUCAGCUCUCUUCUUACGGUAAUUCUGCUCUACAUAUUGCUGCUUUCUUAGGUGAUGCAGAUAUGUUUGAAAUUUUGAUGAAUUCUGCACCAGACUUAUCAAUAUUGAACAAAGAUAAGAAAACGCCACUUGAUAUUGCAAAACAAAGAAAGAAAGCUAAUAUUAUUAGUUUAAUACAAAAUAAUUCUCCAAGGAGCUUAGAAGAGCUGAGACCUAAGUACUUUACACUAGAAGAUCAAUCCACUCUGAAGAAUACUAAAAAUAUUAUCGAAUUAUCAGAAGAUAUCGAAAGAUUAACUAGCGUUAUCGAAACAAUGAAAUCUCGUAUUGCGGAACUUGAAACAAAGAACUCUACUAAUUCUCAAACCAAAUAUUGCGAUAAAUGCGGAAAUAUAUUGCUUGGCGUCUCGAAAUGCCCUGUUUGUGAUAAAUAA